AUGCCUGCACAAAUUACUCUUUAUGACCUCGAGCGAUCGCGUUCGCAGAGAAUUGGCUGGCUUUUGGAAGAGCUCAAGGUAGACUAUAACGUCGAGACGUUUAAGCGUAACGAGCGUCAGAGAGCCGAUCCUGCACUAUUCAAGAUCCAUCCUCUCGGAAAAGCACCAGUGAUCAGUGUUGAUGGUAAGAUCAUUGCUGAAAGUGCUGUGAUCAUUGACUAUCUGAUCAAGAAUUUUGGUCAAGGAAGUGAGCUCGAGGCCAAGAACGAAGAAGAGGCCUUUGAUAUCAACUACUAUCUCCACCACUCCGAGGCCACUCUUCAGCCAUGUUUGUUAUUGCUGUUCGUCACCGACGUGACAAACAAACAAGCUCCCUACCUCCUCAAAUCAGUUGCCAAAAAGGUCACCGAGGCCCAAGACGAUGGCUAUGCUCUGCCCGAACUCAAGCUCAACCUGAAGUACCUCGACGACAAGCUCAAGACCAACGGCACCGGUUUCUUCGUCGGCGACCAUCUCUCCGGUGCCGACAUCAUCUACUCGUUCCCACUACUCGACGCCAAACACCGCAAGUUCGCGACCGCCGAGGACUACCCCCAUAUCUUCAAGUGGAUCGAUCUCAUUACCGCCCGUCCCGCCUACAAAGCCGCUCUCGAGAAGACCGGCAAGCCUGCUAAAAUCUAA
Molecule: messenger RNA, 681 nt
Organism: Sugiyamaella lignohabitans
Lineage: Eukaryota; Fungi; Ascomycota; Dipodascomycetes; Dipodascales; Trichomonascaceae
Gene: GTT1
Product: bifunctional glutathione transferase/peroxidase
Exons: 1
Coding region: 1-681 (226 amino acids)
Source: RefSeq, a predicted model, not a curated record